Molecule: messenger RNA, 1440 nt
Organism: Penicillium expansum
Lineage: Eukaryota; Fungi; Ascomycota; Eurotiomycetes; Eurotiales; Aspergillaceae
Product: Major facilitator superfamily domain, general substrate transporter
Exons: 5
Coding region: 1-1440 (479 amino acids)
Biological process (GO): transmembrane transport
Cellular component (GO): membrane
Molecular function (GO): transmembrane transporter activity
Source: RefSeq, a predicted model, not a curated record
AUGGACCCGGAGAAAAUAUACGAUGAGACGGUCGAGGAUGUCAAGUCCGCGGAUUCCGUGCCAGGUAUAGAUCCAGCGGCAGAGAAAAGACUCCUACGAAAACUUGACAUCCAUGUCGUUCCUAUUCUCAUGUUUUUGUUCCUACUCGCCUUCCUUGAUCGUAUCAAUAUCGGUAACGCGCGAAUUCAGGGUCUUGAGAAGGAUUUGGGGAUGAAGGGACAUGAUUAUAAUAUCGCCCUAUUUAUCUUCUUCAUUCCCUAUAUCCUUUUCGAGGUUCCCAGCAAUCUUCUUUUGAAAAAGAUAUCACCUUCUUGGUGGUUGAGCGGGAUCAUGUUUUGUUGGGGUGUCGUUACAACAUGUCAAGGUGUCGUAAAGAGCUUCGGUGGCCUCGUUGCGUGUCGAUUCUUGCUGGGCUGCAUCUACUUGAUUGCUAUGUACUAUAAGCGCCACGAGUUGCAAUGGCGAUUCAAUGUUUUCUUCAGCGCUAGUAUUAUGGCUGGUGCAAUCAGUGGACUUCUUGCCUAUGGGAUAGCCCAGAUGGAUGGCGUCGGAGGGUACAGCGGCUGGCGCUGGAUCUUCAUCCUCGAAGGUCUACUUACAGUAGUCACUGGAAUUGCUGCCAAAUUCCUCAUCGUUGAUUGGCCCGAAAUGUCUACUUUCCUCAACGAGGAGGAGCGUGCUUUGCUGCUUCGACGUCUAUCUGAAGACCGCGGUGAAGCGCAAAUGAAUCGCUUUGACAAGCCGGCAAUCAAGCGCACAUUCUCAGAUGUCAAGAUCUAUCUUGGAUUCACCGCUAGUGCUAUUAUGUACUUUGGAAUUGUCAAUACUGGCUAUGCAACAUCAUUCUUCACCCCCACCAUCCUCCGCCAGCUCGGCUGGACAUCUGUCCGAGCCCAAGUGAUGAGCAUCCCCAUCUACGUUGUCGCAACAGUCAUCGCACUAGCGACAGCCUUCGUCAGCGACCGACUCCGCCAUCGAUUCGCCUUCACUUUGGCAGGAUGUACCAUCGCCACAAUUGGGUACGUUAUUCUCAUCUGUCAGGAGUCGGUGCCAGUCGGUGCCCGAUACUUCGCCCUAUUCGCGAUCACGGGCGGAGGAUAUAUGACGCAGCCGAUCUUGUUAGGCUGGGUGAGUAAUAACAUGGCUGGGCACUACAAGCAAUCUAUCGCUUCGGCCAUGCAGAUCGGCUUUGGUAAUUGUGGCGGUCUGGUGGCUAGCAAUGUUUUCUUUGACUCCGAGGCUCCAACCUAUGCAACUGGAUUCGGUGUCAGUCUCGGGAUGGUAUGGAUCUGUGGCUUGGCAUGUAUGAUGUUCUUUGGUUAUUUAUACCGUGAAAAUCGACUGCGUGAGCAUGGGAAGAGAGAUAAUCGGUACCAUUGGCCUAGGGAGGAGUUGGAGAAUGCUGGGGAUGAUCAUCCGAGUUUCCGGUUUACUUAUUAA